AUGGGACUUUCUCUGGCUGCAUCCUUUGUCUUCCUGCCGCCUGACAUAACAGACGCGGAGACGAAGCAGGAAUCCGACUACCUCGUUUGGGACGAGCAACCGGCUAAAUUUCCAGGGGGAGGGGUCCGAAGACCGUUCCUUUGGUUGCCGGCGCCGCGGGAUGCCAAAACGCAGAGGACUUUGAUCUUCUUCCAUGGCAAUGCCGAGGACACCUGGACGCUUGGGCUUCUCCUGUUACCUGCUUUGGCCGUUGGAUUGGCCGUGAGCAGGCAGUCAAAGCUGGUGGCCGCUUUCGCCCAGCUAAAUGACUUGCAGGAGCGAGGAGAUCGACAGCAGGCUUUGGCCAAGAAGGUCAUCGAAGUGGACAAGCAAUGGUUCAUGAUCGGUGUGGCUAACAUGGUGCUCAGCGCAUACAUCGUUGGAGCCUUUCCGGUGCUGUACUUUCUCUUCUUCACUCCGAAAGUGCUGUCUCUCAUCGUCCUACGGCUGGUCAAGUUCUAUCGCAAGAAGCAGCAUUUUCUCCUCUGGGACUUCUGCUACUGGGCAAACUUCCUCUGCAUCUUUUACUGCUGGGUGAUGCCGAAGUCGCCUCGUGUUUUCCGCGUGGUGUUUAUGUGUGCCAAUGGGCCGCUGGCCUGGAGCGUGUUGGCGUUCAACCACGCCAUGGUGUUCCACUCCUACGCCCAUAUGACGUCUGUGGUGGUGCACGUCUCGCCCCUCCUCCUUUCUUAUGGACUUCGCUGGUAUGCUGCUCCGGUCUCCGAGCAUGGGCUUGGAGCCCGCCACUUUCAAGUCUGUCCGAGCAGCGACAGCUGUAGCGAUAUUUCGGCCUUGCAACUGAUCUGGGAUACGUUGAUCGGGUUCUACUUGUGGUGGCUGGUUUUGUAUUACAUUUGGAUCUUCAUAGCUCUUGGCUCCUACAUCGAGCGACACUCUUACCAAACGCUGUGGGAUCGAAUUCUUGUCAUGAAACCUGUGGGACCUGUUUUGCAGAGCCUACUGCAGAAGUGGCCCAAGUUGCUUGUUCAGCUUGUUUAUCUUCUCAUCCACCUGGCCUUCUCCACGGCGACCAUGCUGGUGGCUGUGGUGUUGUGGCAUUCGCAAAUCGCGCACUUUGCUUUCCUGAUGGCAAUUGUCUUGUCCACGAUUAAGAAUGCGGGAGACUUCUACUUUGACGUGAUCGGCAGCAAGUAUGAAGAAGCUGCCAGCAACACCAAAAUUCCGGUAAGCAAGAAAAUCCUCAGUGCCUCCGGGGCCUUGGCCGAUGAUCUGAUCCUGAUCGAGCCGGAUCUGGUCCAAAUGGCGAAAGCGCUCAAGUGCAACUUCCUGGCCGUGGAGUACCCUGGCUACGGACUCUGCACCCGCAGCAAAGGAUGCGAGGAGAUCAGCUUCGCGGGCGUGGAAGAUGUUGCGCUGCAUGCCCUGGUCUACUGCGUCUCUGUACGUGGCAUCCCGCCUGAGAAGGUUCUGCUUCACGGAAGAUCUCUCGGAAGCGGACCGGUCCUGCGACUGGCCAAGCGCGCUCGCGACCUGAUGCGCUGGCACAUUGGGGGCGUCGUGCUGCAGUGUCCCUUCAUCAGCAUCCGACAGGUCGCAGCAGAUUACGUCGGCCUACCAGGUAGCUACCUGAUCCCGUCAGACUGCUACAACAAUCUGGACGCUCUACAAGAGCUGUGCCAUGAGUCCUUGAACAUGUGGGUGCCAAUUCUGAUACUCCACGGCGAGCUGGACAAGGCUUUGACCCCCAGGGCAUUAUGA
This is a messenger RNA of Symbiodinium natans, 1758 nucleotides long. The record is from the annotation of a GenBank genome assembly. Lineage: Eukaryota; Dinophyceae; Suessiales; Symbiodiniaceae.